Molecule: messenger RNA, 897 nt
Organism: Penicillium salamii
Lineage: Eukaryota; Fungi; Ascomycota; Eurotiomycetes; Eurotiales; Aspergillaceae
Source: the annotation of a GenBank genome assembly
AUGAAGAUAGAGAAGCAGCUCCAAGCCUCUCAAAGAGCUGAGUUGUUUGCAGGCGAGAAAAUCCGACGGCUCUCCGAGCUUUUGGAUUCCGCUCGGGAAACAGAAAUCAUCGCUAGGAAGGAAAACAAUAUUCUCACUUCUAAUAUCGCAACACUCCAAACCGGGAUACAGACUCUCACAGAUGACGACAUCAAGAAGGAGAUGACUGUGCUUUAUCAUGAGCUAGAGCAGUGGGUCGUCAAAUACUGUGAGACUCAUUUUCCUCAUCAACCCGAAGACGGUUCUGCUAGAUGCAAAAGUCAACAGGUGGCAGCGAUCCAGUCUGAAAUCUCCAUUUUGAUACUACGAAACUUCUGGACUGCCACGUUCGUCGGCUGUGGGGUACAAGGUGACCAAUAUGUGGCCCAAAUGACUGAGGUGAUAAUGGACCAAUGCCCAAAUCACGUUGCACAGCAUUGGCGGUAUGCUAUGAGCAUCGGUGCGAUCGAUUUGGGGAGAUCAAAUUUGCAGUCCCAGUGCCAUAAUAUAACCCGCUGGGUCGGAGAUACUGCAGGUUUUCCUUUAGCUGAAAGGGAACGGCAGAUAACUCAACUUGACAGUCUUCUGGGAAGAUGUAUCACUCUCAAACACAGAAUCGAAUACCAGAUGGACAGCUACCUAUUUUGGGUCAGUGUUUCGGGUGUUCCUUUCCGAGAGGAGAGUAUGAGUGACCCCUUGAAGGACAGCCCUGUUGACCAAGUCGUUGAAUGCAGCCUAUGGCCAGCGAUUCGGAAGGUCUUGGGCCCUGGGAACUGGGAAAUAAUCGCGAAGGAAGUUGUCAGGACGAUUCCUCUGGAACCUCCACGGGUUGCAAUUGAAAGCCAGAACUCAGAAUGGGAGAGUAGCUGCACUAUCUAG